AUGAGUGAAUCGUGUUUCGUGAGAUCGCCUGAGAGAUUAUCAGAUUUGACUUCUCCACCACCUCCUCCUCAUCAUCUUCGUCGUGCUCGGCUUCAACAGCCGCUUGUGGCGGCGGCGGCGACGACGGCGGCGACGACGACGGCGACGGAGGUGAAGAGACGGGAGGACCGGUGCUCCGGUUGUAAGAGAAAGGUCGGGCUGACCAGUUUCCGAUGUCGAUGCGGAGAUCUGUUUUGUUCGGAGCAUCGGUACUCGGAUCGCCAUGAUUGUAGCUUCGAUUACAAGGCUGCUGGAAGAGAAGCGAUUGCGCGAGAAAAUUCGGUGGUUAGGGCAGCGAAAAUUCUCAAGGUUUGA
Molecule: messenger RNA, 354 nt
Organism: Camellia sinensis
Lineage: Eukaryota; Viridiplantae; Streptophyta; Magnoliopsida; Ericales; Theaceae
Source: RefSeq, a predicted model, not a curated record